UAUGGCUAAUGGAAAAGAUAAACUUGCUGAUCAUGCUCAAGUAACAACGAUAUAUGCGUCUAAGAGAGCUCUUGCUAAUGAACAAGAAAAGAUUGUUGAAUUGAAAUGGAUAAAACGCGAAAAAAUUGGUAGUGGUUCGUUUGGUGUGGUUUUUAAAGCUCAAUUAAUUUACUGCGGUGAUACUAAAGUUGAUAAGAUCAUUGCUAUAAAGAAAGUUCUUCUAGACAAACGAUAUAAAAACAGAGAAUUACAAAUUAUGAAAGAUCUUACGCAUAUAAAUUUGAUUAACUUACUUUAUUAUUAUUAUACUCACGGCGAUAAUUCAAAAGAACUUUAUCUGAACUUGAUUAUUGAAUAUUUACCUUACACGCUUUAUCAAACUAUACGAGUUUAUGCAAAAAGGGAAAGAGCAAUGCCAUUGAUUUGGAUAAAAAUUUUUACUUAUCAAUUAUUCCGCGGUUUAGCAUAUUUGCAUAGAUUAAACUAUUGCCACAGGGACAUUAAACCUCAAAAUUUACUAAUUAACGAUGAAACGGGAAUUUUAAAACUUUGCGAUUUUGGUUCUGCAAAACUCCUUGAACCAGGAGAAGCUAGUGUAGCGUACAUAUGUUCAAGAUAUUAUAGAGCUCCCGAAUUAAUGUUUGGAUGCGUAAAAUAUACAACUCAAAUUGAUUUAUGGUCAGUAGGUUGUGUAAUUGGAGAGAUGAUGAUAGGUCGUCCUCUAUUUCCCGGAAACGAUAGUGUUGAUCAGUUAGUGGAGAUAAUCAAAGUUUUAGGUACUCCUACCAAGGAAGAUAUUGAUCAAAUGAAUCCCGAGUUUCGUGAUUUUCGAUUUCCACAAAUUACUCCUCAUCCUUGGAAAAGAGUUCUACUUUCAGACUCUACCAGAACCUAUUCAGAAAUUGUUCCUUUUAUUGAAAACAUACUAGUUUAUCCACCGAACAAACGAAUUACAGCAGUAGAAGCGCUUGGUUUACCAUUUUUCAAUAGUUUAGGUUCGCAAGAGAUGGGUGACCCAAACCAAAUUGUUGAGAGAUUAAUACUUGAUCAAUCAUUAAGUGUAUUUCAAUCGAAUAGAACCGUAAUGAUACCAAAACUCUUUGACUUCAAUCAAGAAGGUAAUCCAAAUUUAAGCCAUGUUUUUUUUUUAAGACUAUACUGUAUAUUGUACAUUUUCUAUAAGGUAAUUGUUUUCUAUUAUGCGAUUUAUUCCCCUAAAAACAGAGAUACAAUCAAUCGAUGA
Molecule: messenger RNA, 1243 nt
Organism: Dimorphilus gyrociliatus
Lineage: Eukaryota; Metazoa; Annelida; Polychaeta; Dinophilidae
Source: the annotation of a GenBank genome assembly